GCAAGUACAUAACCGAAUGGCAUUGAAGGAGCAAAGGACACUGCUGAGAUAAAGAGGCGCUGGAGUAUGGUUGGCGUCUAUGACCAACUGCCAACACAUCAACGCUUUGGUUGCAUCUGCUACACAAGCUCCUAACAAGGACAGUAAACACAAGGGAGGGGAGAAUGCAUACCCCUUCUGUACUGGGAUUCCAGACCAUCAUGAGCAACGUCACUGUCCUCGAUAACGUUGAACCUCUUGACUCCGAAAUGGACUUGGACACUCCUUACCCUGUCAGCUUCCAGGUGUCUCUAACAGGUUUCCUCAUGUUGGAGAUUGUGCUGGGACUCAGUAGCAACCUGACUGUGCUGGCUCUCUAUUGUAUGAAGUCAAACCUGGUGAGCUCUGUCAGCAACAUCGUAACCAUGAACCUUCAUGUGCUGGACGUCCUGGUGUGUGUGGGCUGCAUCCCACUUACAAUUGUGGUGGUGCUAUUGCCACUGGAAGGCAACAGUGCACUCAUCUGCUGCUUCCAUGAGGCUUGUGUGUCUUUUGCUAGCGUGGCUACUGCUGCCAAUGUCCUGGCCAUCACACUAGACCGCUAUGACAUCUCAGUUCGGCCUGCAAAUCGAGUUCUGACAAUGGGACGAGCAGUGGCCUUAUUAGGGUCUAUUUGGGCUUUAUCAUUCCUUAGCUUUCUGGUACCCUUCAUUGAAGAGGGUUUCUUUAGCCAGGCAGGUAACGAAAGAAAUCAGACAGAGGAGGAGGAACCGUCAAACCAAUAUUGCACUGAAUUGGGCCUCUACUAUCACCUGCUGGCACAGAUCCCCAUCUUCUUCUUCACUGCUGUGGUCAUGUUGGUUACUUACUACAAGAUUCUGCAGGCGCUAAACAUCCGCAUUGGCACACGUUUCCAUUCGGUGCCCAAGAAGAAACCGAGAAAGAAAAAGACCAUCUCCAUGACUUCCACUCAGCCAGAGUCCACCGAUGCCUCACAGAGCAGUGCAGGCAGGAAUCCACCACUGGCCAUGCGUACCUCCGUGUCCGUGAUCAUAGCCCUCCGCAGGGCAGUCAAACGGCACAGGGAACGCCGUGAACGGCAAAAGAGGGUUUUCCGCAUGUCGCUUCUUAUCAUCUCCACCUUCCUGCUUUGCUGGACACCCAUUACCGUGCUCAAUACAGUAAUCCUGAGUGCAGGGUCAAGCAACUUAACGGUGCGUCUCAGGCUGGGCUUCCUGGUCAUGGCUUAUGGAACCACCAUUUUUCACCCGCUGCUCUAUGCCUUCACUCGACAGAAAUUUCAGAAGGUUCUAAAGAGUAAAAUGAAGAAGCGUGUUGUGUCAGUUGUAGAGGCUGACCCUAUCCCCAAUAACGUGGUCAUCCACAACUCAUGGAUUGACCCAAAAAGGAACAAAAAGGUGACUUUUGAGGAGACAGAGGUCAGGCAAAAAUGCCUCUCAUCAGAGGAUGUGGAAUGAGCUAGUGGGCCAAUUUAAGGCAAACAUCCACAUCAGGUACAGAAUCAUUAAAAAGGGAAACCACUAAUCCAAAGAAGUAAUGAAUUUAAGUGUAUUAACUGUACAGUAUCUCAAGAGGAAUAAUUUAUUAUUAUUUAUUGUAAUGGUGACUAUUGUAGAUGUCUUAGAUGGUAAAGUGUAAAUACUGCAUGUGUUUUAUUGAUGUGGUCCUAGAGAUUGUACAUACAUACCCAAGUAAAUUAUAAACUACAAAUGUAAAUGUAGAAAGACUUAGAAAAUGAUGUUCCUGGGUUUGUUCAUUUGCAUUAAAUACCCCCCAAAACAGCAUAAUAUUUUUUUUGCUCUCAAGAUUAACCCUGCACAACUGUGAUAUCACUGGGUCGUAUUUCUUGAGUAGUUUUUUGUUUUACUCUGUAGAGAAAGUGGUUUUAUGUCUUUGUUCUCUUUUGACUUCAGCCACCUCAAUUUUUACGGUUGCAAAAUAUAAGAUAAACACGGUUAAGAAUUCACACUAUGAGUUUCAUUAAGUGGAUAUUACCUGCCCUCCACCCUGCAAUAAAAGGAUCACGAUGGCUAUAUUACUCAGGUCAACAAGUCACAGCGUGCACUUACAAAGCAAGGUCUGCUUCUUUUCAAAAUCACUUGCACGGCCAGUUGGCAAAAAAUCAUAUCUUUUUAUAGAGAUGAGGGAGGUGGCUCACAGCAUAUUGUCCAAAAAGCUGCUGGAGUAUGAAGUGGAUGGGGGGUGUCAUUGGAAACGUGUUGAUUCCAAAUACUUGACCUUAUGAGACCUAUUGAGCUUGAUGGUGUUUGAUUAUGGGAUAGACUGGAUUAGAGGGUGAUAACUGUAUCUUUUGGCAGCCUACAAAAAGAAUCACCUUUGCAUUGCAGCACUUAAAGGUCACACACUGUUCAGUAUGAGAGGCAAAGUCAUGCCAUUAAACAUUAAACAUGAAAAUUAAGUAAAAUACAGUUAUGAGGGGCGGGUUAAUUCCUGACUGAGUUGACAUGUUCAGUUUCAGGAACAGGUGCACAUGGUGUUGGAUGAUAGCUUGCAUUAAUAAAAUGCAUUUACAAUCAAAUCAUUAACAG
Molecule: messenger RNA, 2549 nt
Organism: Carassius carassius (crucian carp)
Lineage: Eukaryota; Metazoa; Chordata; Actinopteri; Cypriniformes; Cyprinidae
Gene: gpr22a
Product: G protein-coupled receptor 22a
Exons: 2
Coding region: 165-1457 (430 amino acids)
Biological process (GO): G protein-coupled receptor signaling pathway
Cellular component (GO): membrane
Molecular function (GO): peptide binding; G protein-coupled receptor activity
Source: RefSeq, a predicted model, not a curated record